AUGUGUGGCAACUACGGUGGAAACUCCUGUGGGGGCUGUGGCUCCGGCUGUGGCUGCGGUUGUGGAUACGGCUCUGGCUGCGGAUGCGGCUCUUGCGGUGGCUGUGGCUCUGACUGUGGAUAUGGCUCUGGCUGCGGCUCUGGCUGUGGAUACGGCUCUGGCUGCGGCUGUGGCUGUGGAUACGGCUCUGGCUGUGGAUGUGGCCCCGGCUGUGGAUACGGCUCUUGCGGUGGCUGUGGCUCUGGCUGUGGAUACGGCUCUUGCGGUGGCUGUGGCUCUGGCUGUGGCUCUAACUGUGGAUACGGUUGUGGAUAUGGCUCCCGCUAUGGCUGUGGAUAUGGCUCUGGCUCCUGUGGCUCCCGGCCACUUUGCUACAGAAAAUACUAUACCUCUUGCUGA
Molecule: messenger RNA, 399 nt
Organism: Cynocephalus volans (Philippine flying lemur)
Lineage: Eukaryota; Metazoa; Chordata; Mammalia; Dermoptera; Cynocephalidae
Product: keratin-associated protein 21-1-like
Exons: 2
Coding region: 1-399 (132 amino acids)
Source: RefSeq, a predicted model, not a curated record